Molecule: messenger RNA, 4236 nt
Organism: Lingula anatina
Lineage: Eukaryota; Metazoa; Brachiopoda; Lingulata; Lingulida; Lingulidae
Biological process (GO): centriole replication
Cellular component (GO): centrosome
Source: RefSeq, a predicted model, not a curated record
AUGCCUGCACCAGGCCUGGCGCAUGAUGAUGAUGAUGAUUAUGAAAUGUUCAUCAUAAACUUGCUUACGAAUCGCAUCCAUGAGUUAGAGAGUGAACUAGCAGAGUUGAAGUUGGACCCCAGUGGUAUUUCAGGUGUAGAGAAGAGACUGCGAAGGGAGGUGGAGAGAUAUCAGAGGGAACUGGAGGACAAGGAGCAAGAGUUAGAGGAAACAAAACACAGGCUUGAAGAAGUUGCUUCCAAUGAAGAACGUCUGGGAGAGAUUAACUCUGAAUUAAACCACCAGAUGGCGCUGAUGGUACAGGAAUUUGAUGAAGAUAAGAAGACAGCUUUAGAGAAGUGUCAGGAAGCCUGCUUGCAGCAUCAUGAGGUUGCCAAGGCCAAGUUGCGAGAGGAAUUAAUGUGUCAGCAGAAUGAGGACAGAACCAAACUAUUAGAGCAACAUGACAGUGAAAUCAAACAGCUGAAGGCUGAGCUUGUACAGUGUCAGAAAGAGUUGGAUGAAGUGAAAGAACUUUAUGUCAACAUUUGUGAAGAGAAGGAAACUUUGGAGGAGAAAUUACGCCAGGACUGGGAGACUAAACUAGAAGAGGAGAUCAGCAAGGUCAGAUCUGAGUGUGACCAAGAGAAAGAUGAGGCACUUGACAAUCAGCAGAAAGAAUUAACCAGCAAAUCCCAGGAGAAACUGAACAAGGAAAUGUGGAGACAGGAGCAAGAAGAAGAGCUGAAGAGGAGGGUGCAGGCACAGGUCAGAUCUGAGUGUGACCAAGAGAAAGAUGAGGCACUUGACAAGCAGCAGAAAGAAUUAACCAGCAAAUCCCAGGAGAAACUGAACAAGGAAAUGUGGAGACAGGAGCAAGAAGAAGAGCUGAAGAGGAGGGUGCAGGCACAGGUUGCUAUGGCCAAAGUGGCCUGGUUUGAUGAACAGCGUGAGUCCAAGGAGGCUGCUGUAGCAUCUGCCGUGAAACAGGUAGAGAAGCAAUGGCAGCUGAAGUUUGAGGAGAAAAUUGAGAAUGAAGUGGAGAGGAAGAUGUAUGCUGCUAAAUCCAAAUUAGAAAGUGAUAGAAGACUGAGCUUUGAGAACGAGUUGCUGGAGCGCCUGAAGCUGGAGAAGAAGAAAUGGGAAGAGCAGACGGAGGUCCAGAUAUCGUCUGCUGUAGAGAAGGCCAGGCUGAAGUGGGAGCAGCAACACCAGCCUCAGGAUGUAGACAGUCUCAAGGCACAGUGGAUGCAGGGACAACAGGAACUCAUUGAGCAGGAAGUUGCCAAAGCUCUAAAAGAAGCUAAAGACAAUUGGGAACAUGCGCAGAGGUCUGAAAUAGAAACAGCUUUGAUGAAGGCAAAGCUUCAGGCUGAGACGGAACUUCGAGAAGCAGUUGAUAAAGUCAAGGUUACUCACAAACAGGAAGUUGAAAGUCUGAAAUUGGAAUUGGAAAACCUAGAGAAAGAGUCACACUCUGCCAAAUCAUCAUGGUUGGCUGAAAAGCAAAAACUAUUGACCCAGAAAGAGGCUGAGCAGCAGAGGGCGCUGCAUGAGCUGGAGGAGCAGCAGGCAGCACAGAUAAAGGAGAUGCAGGAGGUUCAGCUGGGGAUUUUGCAGUCUAACCUCAGGAAUGCUAAGGAACAAUACGAUAGAGAAAAGACUGCACUCCAAAAGCAAUAUGAGGAGCAAAUAGACCACUUGAAGAAGAGAGUGAAAAGCCUACAGAGUGAGCAUGCCAAAGCUGACAGUGAUGCUCUGCAGGAAUUACAACAACAGUUUUGCAAGGAGAAAGAAGUUUUGGAGAGCACCUGGCAGAAGAGGCUCGAAGAUGCUAACAGAAGUCAUGGGCACCAGAUGGAGACACUGAAGACAAAGCUGCAAGAAGAGACUGAAUCUAUCCUAGCUGAGGCCAGGAAGGAGUGGACACUGCAAUAUGAACAGGAGAUGAAGAAGGCCUGUCAGGAGGUGGCAGAAAACCAAAAGCAAUUGUGGGAAAAUGAGAGAUCAAAACUGAUGCAGAAAAUCAAAGAUUUAGAAGAGCAGUUGCAGACAACUCAUGCCAACUGGGAGAGUGAACUGGAGACACUGAGAGCCGACAUGGAGAGAACCCAGUUCGGGAAGGUACCUUUAGAUGGCUCAGGUUCAAAGUCUUCUCCGGAAAGAAAGUAUGAACAGCAGCUGGCCAGUUUACAAGCCAGGCUGAGUGCCAAGGAAGAGGAACUUCAGCAGUCUGAACAGUUCUACAGUGCAAGACUGCAAAAUGCUCGAGCAGAUCUACAGGAGGAGUGUGACAAGGCCAUAGAAAGACUGGAGCAGGAAAAACACAGGUUGGCCGAGCAGAUUGACGAUUUAAAGAGCAAGCUAGAGAAGCUGGACUCCAGGAAGAGAGAGUUGCAAACGGUACUGCAGCAGUCAGAGGAGGAGCACAGACAGAGUGUGAACAGCUACAAGGAUAAAAACAAUGAGCUGAAUGAAAAGGUCAGACAAUUGGAGGAGCAGUUGAAAAGUGCAAAAAGUCAACAAGAGAAUUCCCUGGACAACCUUCGGCAACAUUUGGAAGAGAAACAUAUGGCUGCUGUAGAGGAUUUCAGGUGGAAGUUAUUUGAAUCAAACAGAGACAAUCAGGCAGCCAUAGAGAGAAUAAACAGAGAACAUGAAAGAGAAAUAAGAGACUUGAAACAGAAAGUGGAGAAUCAAAGGAAAGAAGUUGUGUGCACACCUGUUCAGACUGAUGGAGGUCUUGUGGAUGCCAAGCUGCUGGACCAGCUGAAGGCACAUUACCUGGAAACAGUGACUAAGAUCAGAGAGGAUGUACUGAGGCAUGUGAAUGAGACCAAUUCCCGUGCAGCCAAGCGUGUGAAGGCCGAGGUGGCCAAGGAGAGACAGGCCACUGCAGCCAGGGUGAAGACAUUCUGUAUCAGGGGCCUGGAGAAGCUCCUCAGUAACAUGGACAGUGCCAAAAAGUCGAAGAUCAUAUCAGCCAUGAAAGAGCUCCUACUGCAGUUUUCCCCCAAUCCUACACCUUCUUCUACACCAAAGCCCAAUCCCAGAGAAACUCCCAGUAGAAAUAGUACCGAAUAUCAUGGGGACCCCGUGCAGCCUACUAAGGAACACCCCAGCCUCUCUAGUCAACGCACACAAACUCCAGGCUACAGGAACAAUACUGCACCAGAUGUGCCCAGGUUAAACCCUGAGCAAGAUCAGGUCAGAGGAAAAACUUCACAUUAUGUGGUGGAUCUAAGUGUGAAAGGCACCGUGUCCCCAGGACCCCAUGGACUCACCCAAGAGGAACCAACCACACCAAGUAGAGAAUCGGCCUUCCAUCAGAUAGGGGGUGCUGGGGGUCCUCACACACAGCAGGACAUCUUCAACUCAGAUCAGCAUGGUGCACUAGAGUUCCUGAAUAGAAUGGAAAACCAGUAUCCAUCAGAUCACUCCACUCCUGCCCCAGCCCCUGCUAGGGUAGAUGGUAGGAACAGUAAAGCUGACGACAGGCAAACAAGCACAGGCAACAGGAGGGUUAUCACAGGGAAUCAAAGAAACUCUUCCAGAUACAAUAACUACAGUAGCAAUGGUGAAAUGGAUAUCCAUAUUGGGGAAUCAGAUGGAGGCUUGAGCAAGCUUCCACAGCAACCACGGACUUAUAAUCCUUCUCCGGAGAAAUUAGACUCUGAGCAGGAUUCUAGGUGUAGUUCACCUGCAGAAAACUUCAUAACUGUUCGAUCUGGCAGAGGGUUUCAAAGGGCUUCCUGUUUAGAGAAUGGGUAUUCCAAUGGUGAUAACCAGAAACCAAAACCCUCCCAAUUACAGCCAGUUAGAGACAUCCCAGAGGGGCGUUCUGCAGGAAGUGCUAUGCUUAAACCAAUUGCCAUGGUGACCAGACAUACACAGAUGCCAUCUCCUGCACCCAAAAAAUUAUCUCUAAAAUCAUGAAAAAAAAAUUGAGUUUGAUAGUUCAAUAUCUCAUGAUGAAUGAUGACACACAUCAGUGAUAAAGACAGGCACCUGAUUACUUCCAAGAUUUGAAUCAUUUAAUAUAUUUAAAGCUUCCAUAUCUCAUCUGAGAGAUGCUAAACAAUCAUUUAAUUUAUUGUUACCUUCGUGUGAACACUUAUUUAUUGUCUGGGAGGGGGAGGUUUAAAUGUUGUGUUAUGGUUUUGAUGGACAAACUUUUACACCAUGACAAAUAAUUUUACAAGUUUAUCAGUAUUAUAGAAUUUUUGAAUGGAAUGAAUAAAUUAUUUUUAAUGGUUA